AUGGACCCCUCCGUGCAGCAGCCGUCAGACAGCCAAGCUGCCGGAGUACCGCAAGGCCUCACGCCGGAACUCGUCGCAUUUGCCAGCCAAAUGUACGACUCGGCUAGAAAGGGAGACAUCGCAGUGUUUGAACAAGCACUUCCAGCCGGCCUGCCUCCCAAUCUGACUAACGAAAAGGGAGACACUUUGCUCAUGCUCGCCGCAUAUCACGGACACGCAGAUCUCGUCAGGCUGCUGAUACAGCACGGCGCCGACUCGAAUCGGCUCAACGAUAGAGGGCAGAGUCCUCUUGCUGGGGCCGUGUUUAAGAAGGAGGAUGCCGUUAUUGAGGCCCUUUUAGAAGGCGGUGCAGACCCCGAGUACGGCAGCCCGACGGCCAUGGAGUGCGUCUCCAUGUUUAAGCAGGAAGACGCUUGGAAGGCCAAGUUUGAAGCUGCACCCGGGAGAGGAAAGGCACAACCGCCGCGUCCACAGUAA
Molecule: messenger RNA, 477 nt
Organism: Trichoderma reesei QM6a
Lineage: Eukaryota; Fungi; Ascomycota; Sordariomycetes; Hypocreales; Hypocreaceae
Exons: 3
Coding region: 1-477 (158 amino acids)
Molecular function (GO): protein binding
Source: RefSeq, a predicted model, not a curated record